AUGGCGUCUCCCAUGGAGUUGAGCUGCUGGGGAGGAGACUGGGGGCUGCCGUCCGUGCACACGGAGUCCUUGAUUGUCAUGGCUUAUGCCAGAUUUUCUGGUGCUCCAAUGAAAGUGAAUGCUAUUGAUAACUCAUGGAGAGCUCCAAAAGGAGAUGUGCCAGUGUUGAUAUCAGAAGACACAGUUAUUGCUCAGCCAGCAAAAAUACUAAACUUCUUAAGAAAACAGAAGUACAAUGCUGAUUAUGAACUAUCUGCAAAACAAGGAGCUGACACACUGGCAUACAUUGCACUGCUUGAAGAAAAACUGCUUCCUGCUGUGCUGCACACAUUCUGGGUCGAGGCAGAAAAUUACUGUACUGUGACAAAGCCGUGGUUUGCUUCAAGGAUUCCAUUUCCAUUGAGUUUGUAUCUACCUGGGAAGAUGUCCAGGGAAGCACUUAACAGGAUCCUGCUGACGAGGGGAGAGCCUCCACUAUACAGUUUGAGUGAAGUAGAAGCACGGAUAUACAGAGAUGCCAAGGAGUGCCUAAAUCUUCUAUCAAACAGAUUGGGAACAUCUCAGUUUUUCUUUGGAAAUAUGCCUACAACCUUAGAUGCCUUUGUAUUUGGUUUUCUCGCACCUCUUUAUAAAGUGCACUUCCCUAGAGUCCAAUUACAAGAGCACUUGAAACAGCUUUCCAACCUGUGUCGCUUCUGUGAUGACAUCCUGAGUGGCUACUUUAGACUUAACGUUACAGGCUUCUCUCCAUCUGGACAGGAUACGGUAGAUGCAAAUCUACAGAAACUCACACAGCUUGUAAAUAAGGAAUCCAACUUGAUUGAAAAGAUGGACGACAACCUUCGUAAGAGUCCUCAACAUCCCCCUCGGAAGUUGACAACACUCAAGCUUAGUGCAGCAGGAGAUGAAAGCAGUUAA
Messenger RNA from Emys orbicularis (European pond turtle), 918 nucleotides. It is a transcript of the gene MTX3, whose product is annotated as metaxin 3. The record is from RefSeq and is a predicted model, not a curated record. Lineage: Eukaryota; Metazoa; Chordata; Testudines; Emydidae. The transcript has 9 exons. The coding region runs from base 1 to 918 and encodes 305 amino acids. Gene Ontology annotation, biological process: mitochondrion organization. Gene Ontology annotation, cellular component: cytoplasm; SAM complex.